AUGAAAAUUUUCACUUGCAAUGCUGUGAUAAUUAGCAAUAUCAACAUAUCGGCUCCCGGUAACAGUCCCAACACUGAUGGAAUCAAAGUAAGUAAUUCCAACAACACCCAAAUCUCGGAUUCAGUGAUAUCCGCAGGAGACGACUGCAUAUCCUUCCUUCCCAAUUCAAACAACAUCAACAUUACUAGAGUUCACUAUGGCCCUGGACAUGGAUUUAGCAUCGGAAGCAUUUCUAGUGGCACUGUUACUAAUUUGAACAUAAGAAACAGCAGCUUAGUUGGUACUCAAAAUGGAGUGAGAAUCAAGACAAAGGCUCAUCCAUCUCAGCCGGGCAAUGUUGCAUAUAUUACAUUUGAGCACAUUGAGAUGGAUAAGGUUGGCAAUCCGAUAGUCAUUGAUCAAAAUUAUUGCCCUGGUCACGGAUGUAGCGAAAAGGUUCAGAUUAAGCAUGUUAAGUUUGAUAACAAUGCUAGCAUAUAUACAUGCUGCCUAAUCAUGCUAUCGUAA
Messenger RNA from Fragaria vesca subsp. vesca, 507 nucleotides. RefSeq names its product exopolygalacturonase-like. The coding region runs from base 1 to 507 and encodes 168 amino acids. The record is from RefSeq and is a predicted model, not a curated record. The transcript has a single exon. Gene Ontology annotation, molecular function: polygalacturonase activity. Lineage: Eukaryota; Viridiplantae; Streptophyta; Magnoliopsida; Rosales; Rosaceae. Gene Ontology annotation, biological process: carbohydrate metabolic process.